AUGUAUAAAGGCAAGGAAAAAUUUUUGGAAAAAUUGAAACCAUGUCAACUUAGAAAUGAAAAAUUAGAGUGCCUAACUAACAAUUUUAAAAUAACUGACGAUCGAGGAUCGUUGCUGUUUUCUGCUGAUAGAAAAGAGGUUUUAGUGGGAUCCGAAACUCUUCGAGUCGUCGGAGAGGGUGGAACAAGUUUCAGCGGAUCUGUACAAACGACAUUGGUCAGAGCCGAUGCUGGCCAUGAGCUAAGAUUAGAGUCUCCUACCAGAUCACUGGAGAUAAAAGCCGCAAAGAGGAUCCACAUGGAAUCUCAGGGAGGCAAGAUUCGAACGAUCUCCUUCAACGAUUUGACCCUUCAUUCUGAAGUGGGGUCCAUCAAAUUAGAAACAAGUUCAAUUCUAAUGCCAUUGAUACCAACAGCUAAGGUGAUGUCACGAGCAGCCACCAGUGACACAUACGAUAUUUAUCAGCUCUGCGUUUGCGAAAGUGGCAAAUUAUUUCUUGCUUCCCCCCAUCUAGUGUGUGCUUCUGAAAAUGACGAUAGGUUGUGCCGAUAA
Molecule: messenger RNA, 552 nt
Organism: Diabrotica balteata
Lineage: Eukaryota; Metazoa; Arthropoda; Insecta; Coleoptera; Chrysomelidae
Source: the annotation of a GenBank genome assembly